Molecule: messenger RNA, 1491 nt
Organism: Brettanomyces nanus
Lineage: Eukaryota; Fungi; Ascomycota; Pichiomycetes; Pichiales; Pichiaceae
Exons: 2
Coding region: 1-1491 (496 amino acids)
Molecular function (GO): protein binding
Source: RefSeq, a predicted model, not a curated record
AUGUCACAAGCAGAGGAUGUUCCUACCAAGGGACUAGUUUCUGGGGCAUUUAGGGGCCAAAGUAAGUCUGAUUUUGACUACCCAACUCCUAACCCUUCUUCUUCACUUGGAUACUUGCCAUCGUCUUCGACGGGUGAGGAUUAUUCUAGGGCAGUUGAAGAGAAUAAAGAGAACAUUUCACCAUCGUCACCUCAGCGGGUCAUUAAGAAAUACAAGGCAAAUACCCUGCCGUUAGCUUCUACAGCUUCCUUCAAUGCCCAAGUGCGUAAGAUUUCAAAAGUGUUGAAUAUUGACCCUACUCAUGACUGUCAUGUCAGCGUGGGACGGUCAACGAAGCUCAGCCAGUUUACUUUGAAUCCACACAAUAAACUUAUGUCCAGGGUCCAUUGUAUUGUUGACUACAUCAGUGCAGAGCAUAAAGUACAGCUUUACUGUAAAGGCUGGAACGGAUUAAACGUGACAGUUCCAGGCUUGGUCGACGUUAAGGCAGUAAAGGAUAAUGUUUAUUCAAUUGAGCCUAAGGGACUUGAUGCCGUCAAGAGUGACAGAGUUCUCUUUGAAGAUCCUCAGUUCACCAAUUUUUAUAUUUUAAAGGGUGAGACGAUUAAUCUUCCCGUUAUGGAGAGUAUUGUGAUGGAUAUUCGUGGUGAGGUUGUUUUGAUAGAGUUUAGUAGAGAAGGAGACAAUGAGCUAGCAAUGGCUGUCGAGGACUCCAAGGAAGUUAACGAGACCAAGGAUGAGGAUGAAGAAGUUAACGAGGCCAAGGAAGAGGAUAGAGAAGUUAACGAAGCCAAGGAAGUUAUUGAGAGUAAGGAAGCCGAGGAAGUCAACGAGGCCAAGGAAGGUAUUGAGAGUAAGGAAGCUGAAGUCAAGAAAGUUAUUGCUACCGCUCCAAUCAAAAGUCAAACAGCCAAGGCUUUUACAGAGACUCCUAAUAAGAUUGUCACCAAAGUUCUUGCCAAGAUCGUCACCGCUCAGAAACUCAAGGCUAACGCUAAUAGCAAAGAGUCGAGUAAAGAACCACCCCACGAGCACCACAAGAGAGUGAGAAAGGCCUACAUUCGUGAGGAAGAAAAAGAAGAGAAGGAUUUGUUUGAGCAUAUGACGACUGCACAGAUUCAGAGUGUUUUGAAGGAAAUCCCUGGUUUAAAAGACAUUACUCAUGUUCUAACUAAUCACAUUGCAUACUCCAGACUGUUGCAAGUGCCUCUUUCAGAUCUGCUUAGCCUCAACCCAGUUAAAGAGGGCGGCCUUACACGGCUUCAGUUGAGAUGUGUCUUGGUUCACCAUAUUUCUUGCGUGGGUCUGAUCUACAGACCAGGUACAGACGCUGCUGGUUUACCCUUGGACGAGGAAUACUACUAUAUUCCGGAAAAGGAUGAAGAUAAGUCACGUGUGACACUUGUGGAAGAACUGAAGGGUUCUGCCUCCCAUCUUAGAAGUUGUAGAAAGACGCAUAAGCAGUAUUUCUGGAAGAGGCCUAAGAAAUGA